This is a messenger RNA of Tetrahymena thermophila SB210, 768 nucleotides long. RefSeq names its product scramblase family protein. The transcript has a single exon. Gene Ontology annotation, molecular function: phospholipid scramblase activity. NCBI's taxonomy places the organism in Eukaryota, Ciliophora, Oligohymenophorea, Hymenostomatida, Tetrahymenidae. Gene Ontology annotation, cellular component: plasma membrane. Gene Ontology annotation, biological process: plasma membrane phospholipid scrambling. The record is from RefSeq and is a predicted model, not a curated record.
AUGAUUAGUGACAUUAAAGGCUUCAAUGAUUUUUUAGCUCAUAAAUCAAUAGCUAAACUCUCUGGAUUAAACAAAAUAUUUAUCAAGAAAUAAGUUGUAUAAGUUUCUAGUUGUGAUAAAUAUAACAUAUAUGGAAUUCAUGAAAUUGAAUCUGACACAGAAUGUAACACACAGGCAAUUUUUUAUAUCGUUGAAUACAGUGACUUCUGUAAUAGAUAAUUUUGCUCAGGAGAUUGCAGAUAAUUUAAGUUGCUGGUUAGUGAUUCAUAAAUCUAAGAAAGAAAUGAAUAAUUUAAAGAGAAUGUAUUUCUUGAAUUCGAUAGACCUUAAAAAUGCACAUUUUGUUGCUUUAAAAGACCUGAAAUGUACAUUAAUCUUAAAAAUUCUACUUCUACUUUCUAUAUAGGAAAAGUUUUGAUGCCUUUCAAAUUAUUUAACAGUAGUUACUAAUUAAAUGCUUUUGAUAUGAAUGAUAACUUGAAAUACAUUAUGAAAGAAAACUGUUGUAGUUUUAACAUAUGUUGUGGGGGAUGUGAUUGCAAAAAAACAUGUAAAGAGCAAUAUUUUAAAAUAUAUGAUUAAAAUUAUUAAGAAUUAACUGCUGUAAAGGCUAUAAAUUACAACUGUCAAAAAUCUUGUUUAAAAGCAAUAAACGACAAAAUACAUGAAUUUCCUAAAAGUGCUUCAACAUAAGAUAAGAUUUUACUCAUAGCAACAAUAAUUAUGUAUGAUAUGACAUUUUUUGAAAUGGAUUGUAGAAGGAGAUGA